Molecule: messenger RNA, 405 nt
Organism: Hydatigera taeniaeformis
Lineage: Eukaryota; Metazoa; Platyhelminthes; Cestoda; Cyclophyllidea; Taeniidae
Source: the annotation of a GenBank genome assembly
AUGACAGAGGUGCUGGAGGACGGUUAUGAGAAGGCGUAUUCUGCUAUCAACCUAUUCCAUUUUCCGUCGACAAUAAACCAGGCCGAUUCUCCACUCCAGGAAAGUCAUGUGAUUGCCUGUGUGGCAUUGUGCAGUAUAGCUCAAAUAGGUCUCUUAAUCUGGUUCAUCCUCUCCUUCCGUCUGAGGCAAUUCGGUCAUGCUUCAGUCGAAGUAGGACGUUCACGCUGUAGAAACCCUCCUGUCAAUGCGCUCCGCACCAGUGAAACCGACAAGGAUACCUUCUACUAUCGCGAUCCCACGACAGGAAAUUUGAUUGUACGACUGGACUUCCUGGUUGAUUUAGCACACCUUUUGAAAAAUUUUGGAGAAUCCCUUGCCGACUACAAGCAACACCACUCGGAGUAG